Paramormyrops kingsleyae is the source of this 755-nucleotide messenger RNA. NCBI's taxonomy places the organism in Eukaryota, Metazoa, Chordata, Actinopteri, Osteoglossiformes, Mormyridae. The record is from RefSeq and is a predicted model, not a curated record.
AUGCCCCUUUCGGGGUCUAACAAGGUGCCGGUGGUGCAGCCAUCCCACGCGGUCCACCCACUGACACCCCUCAUCACGUACAGCGACGAGCACUUCGCCCCCGGGCCGCACUCGGGCCACCACCCCCAGGACGUCAACUCCAAACAAGGCAUGCCAAGGCAUCAUCCAGGGCCUGACAUCCCCAACUUCUACCCCUUGUCCCCGGGCGGAGUUGGCCAGAUCACGCCUCCACUGGGAUGGUUUUCCCAUCACAUGGUCCCAGGCCCCCCCGGGCCCCACGCCACUGGCAUCCCCCACCCCGCUAUUGUGAACCCCCAGGUGAAGCAUGAACCACAGCACGACGGCGACCUAAUGCACAUGUUUUCCCAUCACAUGGUCCCAGGCCCCCCCGGGCCCCACGCCACUGGCAUCCCCCACCCCGCUAUUGUGAACCCCCAGUGGCACGCUUUAUCUCGGGAAGAGCAGGCUAAGUAUUAUGAAUUAGCCCGCAAGGAGCGACAGCUACAUAUGCAGCUCUACCCCGGCUGGUCCGCCAGGGACAAUUAUGGUAAGAAGAAGAAGCGAAAGAGGGAGAAGCUCCAGGAAUCGACCUCAGGUACAGGCCAGAGAAUGAAAACAGCUUACAUCUGACCAAUGGUAAGAAUCCCCCGUUUACGUUUCUGUGUAGCGUCAGCGAGAUGCUUUGUGGAAGGAGUGUCCGCCUCUGCACCGUGUAUCAAACGAGGCUCACACAAAGGCCCGUGCCUACACACACA